This is a messenger RNA of Sorghum bicolor (sorghum), 1289 nucleotides long. RefSeq names its product cinnamoyl-CoA reductase 2. The transcript is spliced from 6 exons. Gene Ontology annotation, molecular function: oxidoreductase activity, acting on the CH-OH group of donors, NAD or NADP as acceptor. The record is from RefSeq and is a predicted model, not a curated record. NCBI's taxonomy places the organism in Eukaryota, Viridiplantae, Streptophyta, Magnoliopsida, Poales, Poaceae. Bases 130 to 1143 code for a protein of 337 amino acids.
GUUCUGCGCGUUCGAGGCCCCAUCGAUCUUCCGAUUCGAGCUUAGUUAACUGGCGAUGUCAAGUUGCGGGGUUCUUGCUCUGAAAUCGGUGAGCGGUGCCGGUGGUAGAGCAGUGGAGGGGGGAGAGGAAUGGCGCCGCCGCGGCGUGUGUGCGUGACCGGAGGCGGAGGGUUCAUUGCCUCCUGGCUCGUCAAGCUCCUCCUCUCCCGCGGCUACGCCGUCCACGCCACCCUUCGCGACCCAAGUGAUCCAAAGAAUGCCCAUUUGAAGGAGCUGGAGAAGGCCCCAGAGAAUCUGCAUCUGUUCAAGGCCGACGUGCUAGACUACGACACGCUAACACCUGCAGUUGAGGGAUGUGAGGGGAUCUUCCAUCUCGCCACUCCGGUGCCUGAAGAUAAGAUUGUUGAUCCUGAGUCAGAAGUGCUCGAUACUGCUGUGAAAGGUACCUUAAAUGUACUGAAGAUCUGCUCCGCUUCAAAGGUUCACAAACUUGUUGUGAUGUCCUCCAAUGCUGCUGUGGAUUUUAACCCAAAUUGGCCUCAGGAUGUAGUGAAAGAUGAGAGUUGCUGGUCAGACAAGGAGUUCUGCAAGGAAAAUAGGGACUGGUAUUCUGUCGCCAAGAUUACUGCAGAACAGAUAGCUUUGGAAUAUGCGGUUGAAAAUGGCCUCAAUGUUGUUACACUUUGCCCGCCUUUGGUUUUUGGCCCACUGUUGCAGCCUGCAGUGAAUACCAGCAGCAAAUUCCUCAUAUAUGUUAUAAAAGGAGGUCCUGAUGUGAUGAACAACAGACUGUGGCACAUAGUAGACGUCCGUGAUGUGGCCGACGCUUUACUCCUGCUGUACGAGAAGAAAGAGUCGUCAGGGAGAUACAUCUGCUCACCGAAUCACAUUUGCACAAAGGAUUUGGUGGCCUUGUUGAAGAAGCUGCACUCACAGUAUAGCUACAUAACUAACAUCCUUGAUGUCGAUCAGAAAGCAUCGUUAACAUGUCAGAAGCUGAUGGACCUGGGCUGGGAACCAAGGAAACUGGAGGAGACGCUCUCGGACAGCGUCGAGUGCUACGAAAAGGCAGGGCUUCUCCGGGAUGUGGCCGGGCAUCCUUGCCGCCUUCCCCAUCUCUUCCGUCUGGCAUGUGACCAGUGAUUUUACGAGUGCGUUGGCGCCUUGGCCCUUAGCGGUGCCUCGUUGUUCUGAACUUGUGGUGUCACUCUUGGCCUUGGAACAUUAUUGAACUGUGAACAUGCCUUGAAAUAAUGAGGAUUGCAUGCUGUCUGAGCUCGUGCCUCGUG